Messenger RNA from Galleria mellonella (greater wax moth), 1338 nucleotides. RefSeq names its product pupal cuticle protein PCP52-like (gene CPH3). The coding region runs from base 67 to 1203 and encodes 378 amino acids. The transcript has 2 exons. The record is from RefSeq and is a predicted model, not a curated record. NCBI's taxonomy places the organism in Eukaryota, Metazoa, Arthropoda, Insecta, Lepidoptera, Pyralidae.
CUUUUUCUUGUUUUUUUUUUUAAAGGCAACGACCAUCCAGUGUCCAGUGAUCUACAUAAAAUAUAGAUGUGUUCGCGAUGGCAUAUAAAAACGGAAUGCAGCAUAAUGGGAGUAAUCAGUAGCCUUCGAGAAUCUUACGAGAUGAGAGUUCUGAUUCUAUCCGCCUUCAUCGCCUGCGCGACCGCCGCGCCAUCUGCACCAGUGUUUGGUACACUAACACCUCUCACGGUGCCGUACAUCGCGAACAUUCCAACCAUAUCGCCUGGCGACAUCCAAGCUGCAGCUAUUGAUGCUAAAGUCAAAGUCGAAGACGCGUUAAGAGCAGCGGCUGACAGAAACCAAGAACUCCUAGAACAAGCCAUUGAAAAUCAGAACGAGAAAGUAAUUGAGGUUAACGAUUUACUCAAGGAAAAGAGUCAGGAGGCUUUCUGGUCUACUGAGGAUACGAAAUGGCAGGCAUUGACAGCUCUUCAGACGGCUGAAGCCAAAAUCGAUGGGACCCUAGCGAGCAACGCGGAUUUACUCGGUAAAGCCGUGCUUAAUGGCGUCGUGGUUUCUCCGGUCGUGAGUAGAAUCUACAGCAACGUUAUCCAAGGAGUUGCGGCUGCCGACUGCGAAACACCAGUAUUGAAGGCCGCUGAGGCUCCUGAGGGUAGCAAAGAUGAAGGUAAUAAGGAUUCCGUGCAAGUAGAGUCUUCAGCGACAGAGUCCGAAUCGGAUAAGGCUGCGGCUGGUUUUGUGAGGAAUUUAGAAGCCGCUCAAGCAGCCGCGCAAGCUCAGUUAUUAUCUGAAUCUUCGGCACCUACUGCAGACACAAGAGCAGCUAUUGCAGCUUCUUCAGAAGCCUCCGCUGCUGCUGCACCAGCUGCAUCACUUUCUGAAGCCUCAGCGCAAUCAGCUUCGGAAACAGGAGUCUCCGCUGCAUCUCUAUCUCAGUCACCAGUAGCCACACCUCUUUCUGCCGCAUCUAUAGCCCCGCUACCAUCUUCAUCAGUACCCUUAGCAGGUGUGCCAGCUUCAGCUAUUGCUGCGACUCCUCUGACAGCUGCAUCGUUAAUAGCAUCACCUCUGACGUUACCAACAUUGAAUCUUGAACAGCAGUGGGUGACAGGGCCGGUAUUCGUGCAGCCGGGUCUUAAAGCCAUCUCGCCAAUUUCGCUGCAGACUCCGUUUGUACCAACCUUACUUAAGACUCCCUGUUAACUAUAUUCAUUUAUAGGACCUCUUGGGUCUGUGAAUAAAUUACUAAGAUGCAAUGUUUGAAUUCUCAAACUUUUAAUAUGCAAUUGUGAAGCACCAUAUUGGGCGGAUACGAGAUUCAAUAAAUUUCAAUUUAAA